UGUCUAGACUACAACGACUCUUUCUCCAUGUUUCUGGCUGUACCAGAUAUUCACAGGCCAGUUAAGACCAUCAAAGAUCUGGAGAUGGCCAUCUCUAGACAGCACAUUGAAAAGUGGAGGACAGCUGUCAGAAAAAGAAAAACUGACAUCUAUGUCCCCAAGCUCUCUCUGAAAACAUCAUAUUCCCUGAAAGAUAUUUUGAAAGGAAUGGGAAUGGCUGAUAUGUUUACAGAUAAAGCCGACUUCACAGGAAUUUCAGAGGAAAGGAUGCUCAUUUCAAAGGCUUUGCAUAAGGCCAGUCUGGAUCUAGAUGAGAAAGGAACCACCGCAGCAGCAGUGACAACGGUUGAUUUCAGACUAUUGUCCUACAGCCCAUUGAAAACUUUGCAUUUUGACCGUCCAUUCAUGAUCUUUAUCACUGACCAAAAAAAUGACAACAUCCUCUUCUUUGGAAAAGUUGUCAAUCCGGCGGAAAAACAAUAAUGUGACAUUCAUGAUGCCAUGACAACAUUAGCCAGCAGGUGGCCAUGAUUUAAACAACUGUUGUGUCAUUAUUUUGCUGCAUGUUUGAUGUAGGACAGAGGUACUCAAUCCUUCUUCUAGAGCAGGGGUUUCAAACUCAAUUCCUGGAGGGCCGGAGC
Messenger RNA from Sinocyclocheilus rhinocerous, 641 nucleotides. RefSeq names its product alpha-1-antitrypsin homolog. Lineage: Eukaryota; Metazoa; Chordata; Actinopteri; Cypriniformes; Cyprinidae. Gene Ontology annotation, molecular function: serine-type endopeptidase inhibitor activity. The record is from RefSeq and is a predicted model, not a curated record. The transcript is spliced from 3 exons. The coding region runs from base 28 to 483 and encodes 151 amino acids.